CCCCGGCGGUUGGUCGAACCCUGAGGCGCGGCGGCGGUGCGGGCUCCGGUCGCCCCUUCAUCCACUGCCCGGCGGCGCCAUGUCGGACUGGGUGUCCUACUACCGGAGCGAGGAGCCGGAGGAGGGAGAGGAGAACGAGGUGCAGGAGGACGGGGCUGAGGCGGUCGCGGACUACAAGUUCUCGGGUCGGGACAGCCUCAUUUUCUUGGUCGAUGCCUCCAAGGACAUGUUUGAGUGCGACGGGGAUGAGGUGACUCCCUUCGACAUGACCAUCCAGUGCAUCCGGAAUGUGUAUACCAGCAAAAUAAUCAGUAGUGACAUGGACCUGCUAAGUGUUGUGUUCUAUGGUACAGAAAAGGACAAGAACUCAGCAGAUUUCAAGCACAUCUAUGUUCUUCAGGAGCUGGACAAUCCAGGUGCAAAGCGUGUUCUAGAGCUGGACCAAUACAGAGGAGAUGAAGGGCGAGCACUUUUCCGUGAGACCUUUGGCCACAGUGCUGACUAUUCCCUGGGUGAAGCACUCUGGGCCUGCUCUAAUCUCUUCAGUGAUGUCCGAGUCAGGCUGAGCCACAAAAGGAUCAUGCUCUUCACCAACAAGGAUGACCCUCAUGCCAAUGACUCUGCUAAAGCUAAGCUGGCCAGGACCAGAGCUGGUGAUCUGAGAGACACAGGGAUCAUCUUGGACUUGAUGCACUUGAAGAAGUCUGGAGGGUUUGAUAUCUCUCUGUUCUACAGGGAUAUCAUAAACAUAGCAGAGGAUGAGGACAUUGGGAUCCAGCCUGAGGAGUCAGGGAAACUGGAACAUCUCAUGAAGAAAGUACGAGCAAAGGAGACAAAGAAGAGGACAUUGGUCAGGUUAAACCUGUAUCUGAGCAAAGAUUUGUCACUUUCUGUUGGCGUUUACAACCUUGUUCGAAAAGCUUACAAGCCCUAUCCUGUAAAGCUGUAUCGGGAAACUAAUGAGCUGGUUAAAACAAAAACAAGGAUGUUCAAUGGAAAAACAGGCAGCUUGCUCCUGCCUAGUGACACAAAAAGGGCUCAGACAUAUGGAAACCGCCAGAUUGUGCUGGAGAAGGAGGAAACAGAAGAAAUAAAACAAUUUGACUCUCCGGGCUUGUUCUUGAUUGGCUUCAAACCACUUUCAAUGCUAAAACAUCACCACCAUAUCAAGCCCUCCCAGUUCAUCUAUCCUGAGGAAUCCAUAGUAAGUGGGAGUACAACUCUCUUUAAUGCCUUACUGAUGAAAUGCUUAGAGAAGGAGGUAAUGGCACUGUGCAGAUACACCGCCCGCCGCAACGCUCCCCCAUACUUCGUGGCCCUGGUUCCCCAGGAGGAAGAGGUGGAUGAGGAGAAAAUGCAGAUAGCCCCUCCAGGUUUCCACAUCAUUUUUCUACCAUAUGCAGAUGACAAACGGAACAUUGAUUUUACAGAAAAGGUACCAGCCAGUCGAGAGCAAGUGAACAAAAUGAAGGAAAUAAUUAAAAAACUCCAAUUCAAAUACAGGCCUGACAGCUUUGAGAACCCAGUCUUGCAGCAGCACUUCAGGAAUCUAGAGGCUUUGGCACUGGAUAUGUUGGAACCAGAACAAGCUGAGGAUCUUACAAUGCCUAAGGCUGAAGAGAUGAACCGCAGGCUGGGCAGCCUGGUGGAGGAGUUUAAGGAGCUGGUUUAUCCUCCUGACUACAAUCCUGAUGGGAUUUUCGCUGUAAAGCGAAAACAAGAUUCUGAUGGUCAAAGUGAGAAGAAGCCCAAGAUAGAAAUCUCAAAAGAUGAGCUGCAGAGUCAUGUGCUGAAUGGUACUCUAGGCAAGCUCACUGUCCCUGUUCUGAAGGACGCAUGCAAGCUUUAUGGUUUGAAGAGUGGGGGGAAGAAGCAGGAGCUGAUGGAUGCCCUUACUGAAUACUUCAGUGAACACUAGGCAGGAGCAAAAGGCUCUGGUUGACUUCCAUCUCUGUGAAGUUUUUGUUGUUUCAUGCCUGUGCUGUGUCUGUCAAUCUUGCAGUGGAGGAGAAGGCAACAAAAUGAUGCUGAAUCCAUCAGUGAAGAAACUUUUUAUUCUUAGUUGUGUAAUCUCUGUAAAGUUGGAUUCUCUUCACUAUAGCCAAAGGCAGAACUAAAUUCCCUGCUAACUCAGGUCACACACUGGAAGUAAACACAGUUGUGCCUUCCUGGUUUCUUAAUAAAAGUUACUUUGGACUUUACAACAUGGGCUGUACCAUCUUUGCAUCAUGAAGACAGCAAAACCCACUUCAGUGUGAGUGAGAAAACAAUGAUCUGUGUUAGUAGUAAUAAAUUAAAGCAGCAUGUCAAGUCUGCGUGCUUGCAGGGGGUCUAAAUGUGGCGUAUGGCUCUCCUACUCCAAAAUUCAGUCAGUAUCAGUGCUUGUAAUCAAGCAGGAUUCUUUUUCACCACCAGAAUUAUGAAGAUUAGUACUAGAUCAAAAAGAAAAAAAUCAUUACUGAGAAGCAGUAGCCAGUCCUUUUGACAACAAGCCCAAAAAGCUGCACAUCUAGGUCUUAAUUUUUUAAAUGAUAAUAUACAAUUUGGGGGUUUUGGUUUGUUUUGGGGGAGGCGAAGGGGAGCUGGUUUGUUUGUUUAAAAAAAAUAAAAAAUUCAUGCUACCUGGAAGGCAGCAAGCAUUGUCCUGAGGUAAAUUACUGAGUUGGCAUUGAGGUUUUCUACCUCUGUGGCAAGGAUAAGUAUGAGACAGACUUGUGCAGGCUUCUGUACUCAAAUCUGUGCUUUAAAAAAACCCCAGCAAGUUGUAGAAAGCACCCCUUGUUGCUUACAGGUUUUGGGGCUGUGUUUUGUUUUUAAACUAUUAGGCCAGGCAUGCUGCACUUGCCUUGCAGUGCAAGACAAGGGUUCCUGGUUUUGGCACAGAAACUAUUGGGCAACUUUCUGAAGAACCAUUUGGUACAUGAAGGGUGUGCCCAUGCUGUAGUGUAGCACGGGUAUCAGAGCCAGCUGUGAAUUGGCACUGUGACCACCAUACCUGUGCCAGGACCUCCACAGCUCUGCAGUACUGAAGCUGCAUUGUCUAUAAUUUUUUCAAUCAGCAUUAAAAAGAUUUAUCUAAGCAAUCAAUUUAUUUUGCCCCUUGUCAAAGAAGUUACUGUAAAAACUUAGCAAGAUUUUUAUUGAACACAAUAAAAUUUUGAAACUA
Messenger RNA from Calypte anna (Anna's hummingbird), 3166 nucleotides. RefSeq names its product X-ray repair cross complementing 6 (gene XRCC6). Gene Ontology annotation, biological process: cellular response to gamma radiation; double-strand break repair via nonhomologous end joining; cellular response to X-ray. The record is from RefSeq and is a predicted model, not a curated record. Gene Ontology annotation, cellular component: Ku70:Ku80 complex; nucleus. Gene Ontology annotation, molecular function: double-stranded DNA binding; DNA helicase activity; damaged DNA binding. The transcript has 12 exons. The coding region runs from base 80 to 1918 and encodes 612 amino acids. Lineage: Eukaryota; Metazoa; Chordata; Aves; Apodiformes; Trochilidae.